AUGGAGCGGGACGCCGAAAACCAGCAGAAAAAUGAACCUUCUCCGGCCAACACGGUGCCCUCUUGCGCCGAACCAAGCCCAAACAUAGAAAAAUCACCACCAGUUGAAAACGCCGAACGCAGAAUGCCAGAACACGAUUCCAUGGUAACAGUUCGACUGUCCGAACCGCCUUCCCUGUCGGUGAAUACGGACCUUCCGCCGAACACUCUGCCUUUUCGAAGGAGCAUUUGGGGACACGAAUGUACACCUACCAGCGCAACGGCCCCAGUCGCGGAAACUAUAAUGGAAGAGGAAACUAUGAGUGAGGUGGAAAUUGAAAUCAAGACGCCGGCCGACCCUCCUAAGAAUAUGUUGCAAGAGAGCAAUGGUAUAACCACCGUUGACGAAGAGGAAAAGGAAAAGGAAAAAGAGCAAACAGAUGACGACGAUCCAAUGGACGAAUCCGACACGGAAGAGGUCAAUUGGGACCAAUUACAGAAGACAGAAGACGAGCAAGUCAAAGAUCAAGACGAUAACACCACAGCUAUGCUACUAGCAAGACUCGAACAAGAGAACAACAAACUUGCCACGAAUCCGAAGACUAUCAAAGUCAAGGUUGUAGAACAACCUCCCAUCCGCCGACCCAGACCACCCUCGAUGGCUCAGAUGCGGCACAUGGUGAAUGGCCCAACGCCAAUGGCCCUACGAUACUCUGCCCUCCCUCCUCCGCCGAUGACCGACCUCGAAUUUUACAUGGCGCUCGCUAAAGACUAUCAGCAGACGGCUGCCCGUCUUCCGACCCUGCUAUCGAAAAAGAUUCGAAAGGGAGUGCCACCACCAUUGCGAGGCGUUGUUUGGCAAAGUAUGGCCAGUGCCCGAGACAGUACACUGUUGGAACAAUUUGAUAAACUUUGCAACGAGUCGAGUCCUUAUGAAGGGCUCAUCGGCAAGGACCUUGGCAGAAGCUUUCCUGGCGUGGAUAUGUUCCGAGACCCAGAUGGCGACGGGCAGCGAAUGCUCGGGAGAGUAUUGAAAUGCUUCAGUCUAUACGAUCAAAAGAUUGGAUAUUGCCAGGGACUCGCAUUUCUGGUUGGGCCUCUAUUGAUGCAUAUGCCAGACAGCCAAGCUUUCUGCGUUUUAGUCCGGUUAAUGGAAUACUACGAUUUGCGAUCAUGCUUUUUGCCGGACCUAUCAGGGUUGCAUGUUCGUAUCUACCAAUUUCGUGAACUACUUCGACAGAACCUACCCACCCUGUCGGCUCAUUUGGAAGAUCUUCAGGUCGAUCCAGCUUAUGUUUCGCAAUGGUUCCUCUCAUUUUUCGCCGUAACGUGUCCCUUGCCCAUGCUGUUUCGGAUCUACGAUGUCAUAUUUGCCGAAGGUGCUUCGGAGACAAUUAUGCGGGUAGCCCUGUCAUUGAUGCGCAAGAAUGAGAGCCGGAUCUUGGCUUGCACUGAACUUGAAGAUGUCAUGCAACUCCUUUUAUCCCGUGGUUUGUGGGAUUGUUAUCAUUACAACGCUGAUGAAUUUGUCGAUGAUUUCGUUAGUUUAUCUUACGUCGUAUCGAGAGAGAAAUUAGCCCAACUUGAACAGGGGUAUCGCGAGGAAAAGAUCGCCAGUGCCAAUGCCGCCCGAACGGCCGAUGUUACCACAGCAGCCUCCCGUUUUUUGGGCCGCCUAUGGACUACGAGCACCUCCUCCCCGAGAUCUGGAACUCUUUCCCCUGGUCUUACCGCACCGUUGAGACCAUUAAGCAUGUUGCGCCGAAGUGCAUCAAAGCAAAGCAUUGCGUCGACAUUAAAUUCUAUGGAAGCCAGUUCCGCUAGCGUUCUCAGCUCUGCAUCUACCGACGCGACCACGGUUUCACGCGAUUCCUCAUCUAAUGCCGACGACUCGUCCGUUCGCGAAUCGACGCCAAUUGUCUCCUCCCGACAACAUUCUGGUCACAAUGCAGCCGACAAGGGCCUUCAUACACAAAUUGAGGAUCUACUCACCGCCUUGAGCGAAUUGCAACGAAAUCACUCGUUACUCGCUACGCAGCUUCAACAAGAAAGAGAAGAACGCGACGAGGAUAGGAAGGCCGUCAAAGAUUUGUUAGAUGGGCUGAAGAAGCAGAAGAAGCAAGGCGAAACUGCGCCCGCAGAGUCGACAGCAGAGACGACAGAGACCACAGAGACAACAGAGACAACAGAAGAUGAUGGCAAGAGUUCCGAUAAUAAAACGCCAGAUGAACAAGACGAUGGAGAGAAGUGCACUGAUGAAGACCGAUUCUCUCAAUUGCUACAAGUGGUCGAAUGCCGUUUCUGGCCUGCCGCAGAGCACAAACGGAGAUCAUCAUCACUGCUAACCAAGGCUCAACUUCGUGAUGAAUUGGCCAGGACGAAGGAUAAUCUUCGAAUUGAGGCGUCCAAGUCUCUUGGCUAUGAUCGUCGUAUCGAGGAACUCGGACAAGAAGCUAGCACGCUACGGGAACAACUCCGAGAGAGUCACGUUCACGUCCGAAACCUUCAUCAAGACAAGCAACGUCUCGAAAGGCAGGUCCACACUAUGCGCGUGCGAGCUUCCGCUGAGACCCCCGGGUUGUCGCCGGAGUCUGGUGGUUGGUUCUCGUCCGGAGGCAAUCUGAGUGCCGGAGGCGGUGGCGCUGGCGGUAGUGGCCUUCGAGAAUUGAAGCUUGGACGUAGCAAGUCGACGCCCAACACACAAUCGCCCUUCGCUCAUCGGGCCACGCCAUUGGCACGGACGGCGACAGACCCAGUCACGACAAGUGAACACGACGCGCUCGUCCUUGAUUUGGUGCAAGCUAAAACUGCCGAAGCUAUUGCUCGUCAAGAAGCAGACGAAUACAAGCAGAAGCUCGAGAACCUCCGUAAAACUUACGGAAUCGCCUCAACGGAUAACUCUUCUGGCGUGACGUCAACUGCUAUGGGCAUGAUUGGAAGAUUGACGUCAACCGUGACGGAAACAGGAAGUGGUGCUAAGAUCGCGGCUCCCCUCCCGUCCCCUUCUCCUUCCACUACAACUAAUGGCGGUGGUGGCUUCUGGGGAUGGCGAAGAUAG
Molecule: messenger RNA, 3036 nt
Organism: Hypoxylon fragiforme
Lineage: Eukaryota; Fungi; Ascomycota; Sordariomycetes; Xylariales; Hypoxylaceae
Product: rab-GTPase-TBC domain-containing protein
Exons: 3
Coding region: 1-3036 (1011 amino acids)
Source: RefSeq, a predicted model, not a curated record